Messenger RNA from Cuculus canorus (common cuckoo), 1527 nucleotides. Its product is annotated as retinol dehydrogenase 16-like. Gene Ontology annotation, molecular function: oxidoreductase activity. The transcript is spliced from 4 exons. The record is from RefSeq and is a predicted model, not a curated record. Lineage: Eukaryota; Metazoa; Chordata; Aves; Cuculiformes; Cuculidae. The coding region runs from base 55 to 1119 and encodes 354 amino acids.
CGCGAUGCCCGGUGGCCGCGGGGACCAACCGGAGCCGGGGGCGGUGGCACCGGGAUGGGGCGGCCCGUGGGGCGGGGAGCGGGCGGUGCUGAUGAAUCAUUAACGGACAGAGCUAAGGUCAGGCCGAGCCCGGGGCUCCCUCUUCGUGCCCCGGUGGCGACGAUGUGGCUGUACGCGGUGGCGGUGCUGGCGGGGCUGCUUCUGCUCUGGCGCUGGCACCGGGAGCGGCAGACGGUGCCCGCGCUCUCGGAGAAGUUUGUGCUGAUCACGGGCUGCGACAGCGGCUUCGGGAACCGGCUGGCACGGCAGCUGGACGCACGGGGGCUGCGGGUGCUGGCCGCCUGCCUGACCGAGCACGGGGCCGAGCAGCUGCGGGCAGGCGCCUCGUCACGCCUGCAGACUGUGCUGCUGGACGUCACCUCCAGCCAGAGCAUCGCCAACGCCGCCUCCUGGGUCCGGGAGCGUGUGGGCAACCAAGGGCUCUGGGGGCUGGUGAACAACGCGGGAAUCGCCAUCCCCACUGCCCCGAACGAGUGGCUGACCAAGGACGACUUCGCUAAGGUGCUGGAUGUCAACCUGCUCGGCCUCAUCGAGGUGACGCUGAGCCUCCUGCCGCUGCUCCGGCGGGCGCGGGGCCGGGUGGUCAACGUGGCCAGUGUCAUGGGCCGAGUCUCCUUCUUUGGCGGGGGGUACUGCAUCUCCAAGUUUGGCGUGGAAGCCUUCUCUGACUGUCUUCGGCUUGAGAUGCGCAGCUUUGGGGUCAAGGUCAGCAUAAUCGAGCCGGGCUACUUCAAGACGCAGAUCACCAACGUGGAGAACCUCGAGAACAAUUUUAGUUCCAUGUGGAAGAAGCUCCCAGAGGAAAUCAGAGCGGAUUAUGGAGAGGAAUACCUGAAGGGCUUUUCAUCGACGAUCAGGAUGAUGCAGAAGCUGUUCAACACCAACCUGGAGUUGGUGACGGACUGCAUGGAGCACGCCCUGACCAGCUGCUACCCUCGCACCCGCUACUCAGCAGGCUGGGAUGCCAAGCUGCUCUACAUCCCCCUCAGCUACAUGCCCUCUGCAUUUGCUGACAUCGUACUCACCUGGUUCUACCCUAAACCCGCUCGGAAAGCCUGAAGCAGGAAUGCGCCGUCGGCAGCCAUCAGGCAGCGCAGCCAGGGUCUGGCAAGGUGGGAUCCAGCAUCACCCGCAGAUGAGGCUGUGCCAAUUGGUUCCUCAACAUCCAACUCACCAUACACCUCUCAGCCCACUGUCCCUGAAUUCCCAACUCACCAUACACCUCUCAGCCCACUGUCCCUGAAUUCCCAACUCACCGUACACCUCUCAGCCCGCUGUCCCUGAAUUCCCAACUCACCGUACACCUCUCAGCCCACUGUCCCUGAAUUCCCAACUCACCGUACACCUCUCAGCCCACUGUCCCUGAAUUCCCAACUCACCGUACGCCUCUCAGCCCACUGUCCCUGAAUUCCCAACUCACCGUACACCCCUGUCCCAGCCAGCAUAUGCUUUUCCUUCUGAAUAAAG